Messenger RNA from Penicillium alfredii, 2178 nucleotides. RefSeq names its product Hsp70 chaperone Hsp88 (gene hsp88). Gene Ontology annotation, biological process: protein folding. The record is from RefSeq and is a predicted model, not a curated record. NCBI's taxonomy places the organism in Eukaryota, Fungi, Ascomycota, Eurotiomycetes, Eurotiales, Aspergillaceae. Gene Ontology annotation, cellular component: cytosol; nucleus. Gene Ontology annotation, molecular function: ATP-dependent protein folding chaperone; ATP binding. The transcript is spliced from 5 exons. The coding region runs from base 1 to 2178 and encodes 725 amino acids.
AUGAGCGUUGUCGGCAUAGAUUUCGGUGCGCAGAGCACCAAGGUCGGCGUGGCCAGGAACAAGGGAAUAGACAUUAUCACCAACGAAGUUUCCAACCGGUCGACCCCGUCCCUGGUCGGAUUCAGCGCCCGCAGCAGACAAAUUGGUGAGGGUGCCAAGACACAAGAGACGUCGAACCUGAAGAACACCGUCGGCUCUCUCAAGCGCCUCAUUGGCCGCUCCUUCAGUGACCCCGAUGUCCAGCUCGAACAGGAGUAUAACUCGGCAGCCAUCUGUGAUGUUAACGGCCAGGCCGGUGUCGAGGUCAGCUACCUCGGCAAGAAGGAGAAGUUCACGGCGACCCAGCUGGUUGCCAUGUACCUGACCAAGAUCAAAGAUAUCACCUCCAAGGAGCUGAGGCUCCCCGUCUCCGAUGUCACCGUCAGCGUGCCCGCAUGGUUCUCGGAUGUGCAGCGCCGGGCUAUGAUCGACGCGGGUGACAUUGCUGGCCUCAAUGUCCUCCGCCUCGUCAAUGACACUACCGCCACCGCUCUGGGUUACGGUAUCACCAAGCUGGACCUCCCCGGCCCUGAGGAGAAGCCCCGCCGUGUGAUUUUCGUAGACAUCGGUUACAGCGACUACACCGCGACUAUUGUGGAAUUCCGCAAGGGCGAGCUGAAUGUCAAGGCCACCGCUUGCGAUCGCCACUUCGGUGGCCGCAACUUCGACAAGGCUUUGACCGAGCACUUCGCCGAUGAGUUCAAGGAGAAGUUCAAGAUCGACAUUCGCACCCACCCCAAGGCCUGGUCUCGCUCCGUCGCUGCUGCAGAGAAGCUCAAGAAGGUGCUGUCGGCCAACCCGCAGGCGCCUAUGAGCAUCGAGUCCUUGAUGGAGGACACCGAUGUCCGCCUUAUGGUUAAGCGUGAGGAGCUGGAGACCAUGGUUAAGCCGCUCCUGGAACGAGUCACCCUCCCCAUAGAGCAGGCUCUCGCCGAGGCCAAGCUCAAGGUCGACGAUAUCGACCACAUCGAGAUGGUCGGUGGCUGCACGCGUGUGCCCGCCAUCAAGGACGCCAUCACCAAGUUCUUUGGCAAGAACCUCUCGUUCACCCUCAACCAGGAUGAGGCUAUCGCUCGUGGCUGUGCCUUUGCCUGCGCUACCCUGUCUCCCGUCUUCCGUGUGCGUGACUUCGCUGUGCACGACAUUGUCAACUACCCCAUCGAGUUCACUUGGGAGCAAUCGCCCGAGAUUCCCGAUGAGGACACCAGCCUCACGGUCUUCAGCCGUGGCAACGUGAUGCCCUCGACAAAGAUUCUAACCUUCUACCGCAAGCAGCCUUUCGAUCUCGAGGCUCGCUACGCCAACCCCGACAUGCUCCCCGGCAAGGUCAACCCUUGGAUUGGUCGUUUCUCGGUCAAGGGCGUCAAGGCCGAUGCCAAUGACGACUUUAUGAUUUGCAAGCUCAAGGCCCGCCUCAACCUCCACGGCAUUCUGAACGUCGAGUCUGGCUACUACGUUGAGGAUAUGGAAGUGGAAGAGCCCGUCCCAGAGGAGGGUGAGAAGAAGGAUGGUGAUGCUAUGGACACUGACGCCAACGGUGAGGGCCAGCCCAAGAAGACCCGCAAGGUCAAGAAGCAGGUUCGUAAGGGUGACCUGCCCAUUGCCACGGGCACCGGUGGCACCGACCAGGCUGUCAAGGAUACCUGGCACGAGCGCGAGACCGCCAUGUACAUGGAGGACAAGCUUGUGGCUGAGACCGAUGAGAAGAAGAACGAGCUCGAGGGUUCGAUCUACGAGCUGCGUGACAAGAUUGAUGGUGUCUACUCCGAGUUCGCCAGCGACGAUGAGAAAGAGAAGCUGCGCGCCAAGCUUUCCGCCACCGAGGACUGGCUCUACGAGGAAGGUGAGGACACCACCAAGUCGGUGUACGUCGCCAAGAUGGACGACAUCCGUUUCAUCGCCGGUCCCAUCAUCCAGCGCUACAAGGAGAAGGUCGAUGCUGAGCGCCAGGCCGUCCUCAAGGCCGAAGAAGAGGCCGCUGCUAAGAAGCGCGCUGAGAUCGAGGCUAAGAAGAAGGCCGAGGAAGAGGCCAAGAAGGCUGAAGAAGCCGCCAACAAGCCCGCUGAGGGUGACGCCGAGAUGAAGGAUGCUCCCGCCGAGGGCGAGACUGCCCAGGGCGAGACUGAGGAGAAGCAGUAG